AUGCUAAAGAUUAAUUCAAAGAAUGGUUAAAUGAAAAUGAAGAUUGAUGAAGGGACUAAUGUUAAAGAUAUCUUAGAAAUAAUGUAAGAUUAAUAUUAGUAAUUAUUAUUAUGAAGAGUUUAGGAUACAAAAAAAAGUAAAGCAUUGGACUUGUUAUUCAUUAACUAAAAAAUAAGUGUUAAAUCAUCAAUAUGUGUUUAAAAACCAAGAAAAUCAAGAACUUUAAGUCUUUUAUGAAAUAAAGGAGGAUUUUUCAGAUCUUGAUUAAUAAAAGCAAGAACAAACUUUAAAUUCAUAAUUAUCCACAAAUAGACAAUCUACACAUCGAUCUGAGGAGAAUUGUUCAUAUAAAAAAAUAAUCAUUCUAGAUGGUUUAUAAUAAUGUUUAGAAAUAGAAGAUUAAACAACAAUCAAAGAGUUAUUGGAAUACUUAGCAAAAGAAAAUAAAAUGUAUUAUAUAUAUAAGAUUAAUUAUUUUAGAGAAAUAUAAGAAGUCUAAUAAUGGUCUUGUUUUUCAGAAACAUAAAAUAGAAUUAUGAAAUUUUGCGAAUAAGUAGGAUGUUUAGAAAAUGAAGUAUUGUAAAUUAAAACUAACAAACCUAAAACUCAUCAACUCAUGCAUACUUAAUCAUGCGGCAAUCUUCAUAUUCAAAAAUAAUAUUUAUUAAUUUCAUAAUAAUUACUUAAGACAGAAGAAAGUCUGUUAAAUUACAUAUCAACUAUUACUCUCACAUAUACAAUUUUAGAUAACAAUGUCGAACGAGAACGAACUGCAUUGUUUUUAAAUAGCUCAAAAAUUGAUGAAAUUGCAAAAGAUACUCUUUAAUAUACUUCACUUUCAAUGUAAUUCGUUUGAGUAUUUUAGUAAAAAAGUUUCAAUUGAUAUUUUUAUAAAUGGAUAAUAGUAUAACAAUCCAGACAAAAGAAAUAUGACUUUUGAAUAAAUUCAAUUGUCAAAACAGGAUAAAAUAAACGCUUAAAUUAGGUGGCUUAAUUGA
Paramecium sonneborni is the source of this 998-nucleotide messenger RNA. The record is from the annotation of a GenBank genome assembly. NCBI's taxonomy places the organism in Eukaryota, Ciliophora, Oligohymenophorea, Peniculida, Parameciidae.